Messenger RNA from Paramormyrops kingsleyae, 1002 nucleotides. Lineage: Eukaryota; Metazoa; Chordata; Actinopteri; Osteoglossiformes; Mormyridae. The record is from RefSeq and is a predicted model, not a curated record.
UGACUGGGUAUGGUGGAUGGAAGCCUUAAGUAUAAACUUGCUAACUAUCGAACAAAACUCCGACGGCUUGGAUGCCCCGAAGUGACUGUGAAUGCCUUAACACACAAACCUGAGAGCAAAUGCAGUCCUGCAUAUGGUGUAAAGAAGCCGAAAAAAGUCGAAGUGAAUUACUGCCCCACCUAUCCGGCUGGUGAAACACCAAAGACACUAGAAGAGAUAAGAGUGGCACUCCUCUCAGAAGUAAAUAAGAGAAACAAUGAGCACAAGUUGGCGGCAAUGAUGGACAAGACCUUUGCACUCAGAAGGCAAGAGGUAGUUUCGGAGGCCCCCAUGAUAGCUGAUUUCAAAAUUAGGUGGCCAGCUCUCUUCAGUGUGCGUGAGGUGAGUACAGAGUUCAAGAGAAUCACAACGAUCCAUUUGCAGUCAAAGUUCUUCUACGAGCUUGAUGUUCACUCUGCAAACCUGAUGAAGGCGUAUGCCAAGAAAGGUGGAGUUCAAGGGAAAAAAAUCAAGACCAUCAUGGCACCCAUAACCCAGACUGACAGUAUUGAAGUAAGAAGAGAAUGCAUCCUCAAAGGUCUCUGCGUGUACCUUAAUGAAGAUCCAGAGAAGCUGGUGAAGCAAUACCUGGCUGUUCCCAGAGUGCUGUAUCAAGGCACCUCAGUGGGAAGUCUGUGGGACCCCAAGCACUUCAUGCUUCCAUCUGCUGAAAAGCUUUAUGGAGAUGCACCUGCUCACAAUGCCAAAACCACUGGUAAAUGGUUUACUGACCAUGGUAUUACUGUGCUCAACUCUCCUGACCUGAACCCCAAAGAGAAUCUGUGGGAUAUUGUGAAGAGAAAGUUGAGAGACGCAAGACCCAACACUCUGGAUGAGCUUAAGGCCGCUUUCGAAGCAUCCUGGGCCUGCAUAACACCUCAGCAGUGCCACAGGCUGAUUGCCUCCAUGCCACACCGCAUUGAAGCAGUCAUUUCUGCAAAAGGAUUCCCGACCAAGUAUUGA